ACAUAUACGAGGGAAUAUACAAAAAGCCGGGCCGCGGCCCAGUACCGGGCCAUGCUGGCCCUGCUGGUGGGCCCCGAACUGACUUGCCCCUCACUGCAUGCUCUGACUGGCCUACUGCUCCACACAUAAGGAAUACCAGGCAGACCUGUCAGAGUGCCAUUGCACAUGCCUGUGUGCACUGUGCACAUGUAGCAGCAUUUCAGUGGUAGGACAAGGAGAAGAUGGGGCUGACCCUAGACACUGCAGGCUGUAUGGAUGUGCUGUGUACUUAAGCCUAUUGCCCCCAUACAGAAUGGAGACUGCUAAGCGUGUUCUAGUUUAUCUGAGCAAGGAGAAUUCUCCACUGUGGCGUGCAAAGUUUGUACAGGGGGUUUUAGGAAUUUUUGCUGGCAAUCAGGAAGACAAUGUAUUUGUCAGCUGUGGACUGGAGAAGAAUAAAUUUGUCAUAUCAGAUAAUCAGUUCAGUGGCUCUUACAGAGUUAAUUUUCAGAGACCUUCAUUUUGUCCUAUCAAGAAUUUAACCUCAAUCCAAGUUGCCUCUCUCCCUGAAGAAGUCCAAAAUAGGGGUGUGGAUGUUGGAGUUGCUGUGAUUGUGCAGUCAGUCAAUAAAAAGAUUCUUCUAACCAGAAGAUCCAAGACGCUCAACAUCUUCCCAAAUGUUUGGGUACCUCCAGGUGGACACAUCGAAGAUGGAGAAGAGUUGCUGCAGGCCGGAUUGCGAGAGCUUCACGAAGAGACUGGAUUACAUCUGCAGGAAGGGCAUUUCUCCUGGAGUAUUCUUGGGCUUUGGGAGUCAGCUUUCCCUCCCAUGCUGAGUCGCGGACUGCCCAAGCGUCACCAUAUUGUUACUUACUUGCUGGUUCAGUCUACUGAAACACAUCUGCAGCUGCAGGAGAGACUCUAUCCAGAUGAGCAGGAGGUCACAGCUUGUGCCUGGCUAGACUCAGAUAUAGUAAAGCAUAUUGCUGCAGUAGAAGACAGAAUAAAGAAUUCUGGGAAGGACAUGAGCAACCUACCUACUACUGUCAGGAUCACAGAGGUGAAUUCCGGGUCCCUUACCCAAACUGAUCUAAGCACAGCAACCUUCUUCAACACUGUUCCUGAAGAUGGGGAGGACGUAGAACGUGUUAGCACUGGUACAAAUUAUGCACUCAGAUUGUGGUUGGACACCUUAUCAACAGAGACCUUAUAAAACAUAUUUUCCCAUCACCAACAAACCCCUUUUCAAAACAGAUUACAUUUUGUAUGUAGAGAAAAGACAGAAAAGUGUUUAAAUAAAUAAAGCUUAUAUUUAUUUCCGUUUA
This is a messenger RNA of Bombina bombina (fire-bellied toad), 1304 nucleotides long. It is a transcript of the gene NUDT17, whose product is annotated as nudix hydrolase 17. Bases 293 to 1192 code for a protein of 299 amino acids. Gene Ontology annotation, biological process: NAD+ catabolic process; NADP+ catabolic process. NCBI's taxonomy places the organism in Eukaryota, Metazoa, Chordata, Amphibia, Anura, Bombinatoridae. The record is from RefSeq and is a predicted model, not a curated record. Gene Ontology annotation, molecular function: NADH pyrophosphatase activity. Gene Ontology annotation, cellular component: cytosol. The transcript is spliced from 10 exons.